AUGCCGUCCGCCACAGCACGCCGACACUACGAGGACCAGAUUCCUUCCUUCAUGUCCAUCAUUGACGACGAGUCAAACAACACCUACAGCGGCAGAGAUCUUGCGCCGGUGGACGAGAGUCCCAGAUUUCUUCAAAUGGCAGACUCGUAUCCAGAAUGCCCAAAGCACGCUCCUCCAGCGCCGCCGCAUCCCUCACAGAUGGCGCACCUCGGCAACAAUGCCAGGCAGAACUUCGAGUCCGCGGACUCGUCACCAACAACCACCCUUACGACGGACACAUCGUCCUUAUCAGAUCCCUCGCCGUCUUCCUCCCCAGAUUCCCCGGUGCACCUUCUGCCACUAAACAACUUUCCUGGCACCAGCUUCGGUGGCCAUGCCAGCGGCUCGCUUACUGUCGAUGGCAACACCAAUCGCCUUGAGCGACCAAUGACGUCUCCCUCCCCGAGACGUGGGCGUAACAUGAAGGGACUCUCCAUUCAGCCUCCGUUUGGAGGCAAUUUGUCCUCGACAUUGGUGUCCGAACCUUCUUCUCCUGUCUUCAUCAAGCCCAAGAUCCCAGGCAUGAAGAGGAAACCUAGUCAACUCAGUCUCAAAACCGAUUCGAACGGUCUGAACCUGCGCCCUCUCGCAGUGAACCUCGAGGUUCCCGGCUCGCCAGCCAUGCCGCCGAUCCUACAACGAAGACAACUUAAACACUCCACGUCUUCGCCGCACAUGCUCUCCUUCUCCGGCAUGAAAUCCUCCACGUUUGGGCCGUCGGGUGGCAUGUCAUUUCCGACCGUCCUUGAACGUGGCGCUGAUGGCUUGUCCGAGGCUUUCCGCCCAAAGCGGCCCAGUUUCGACGCAGCAAUUGUGGAGGAAGACUCACCCAUCCGUAGUCAAGUCGCCAGCAGGGCAGCCCUUGACUUUCAGCCUCACGACGAGUCUGAGCAGAAUGAGGACCAGAAGUCACCUGGAUAUCCCAAUGGCCCGAUUGCCAUUUAUGACGACAACGUCUACCUAUAUCUGGAACCGACUGCUGAUGAAGCGGCCAAGUUCGACGUUGUCAUCAAUGUCGCUCGCGAAGUGUUGAACCCCUUCAAUGCGCCAGCCGCCGUCAAGCAGCAGGAGAAGACGUCCCCACCAGCCGAGUCUCCCUACCCGGAGACCGCCAUGACGUGCGACAGCUUUACGACGGCAUUUGAAUUCCCUCCAUCCGGCCAGCGACUCCCUGAGACGCCCACAACACCCAAGGCGAAUCCCAUGAAGGAGCCUGAGUAUAUCCACAUGCUGUGGGAUCACAACACUGAUAUUGCGCAUGACCUGAUUGGUCUCUGUGAAACCAUUGAGAAGCGCACCAAGGAUGGCAAGAAGGUGCUUGUGCACUGCCAGCAAGGUGCCAGCAGAUCUGCCAGUUUGAUUAUCGCUUAUGGCAUAUUCCAGAACCCUUCACUGAGCGUCAAUGACGCCUACUACGCUGCGCAGGCCAAGAGUCGGUGGAUCAGUCCCAACAUGCGCUUGAUGUAUUGUCUCCAGGAUUUCCGGGCCGAGAUUGCCAAGAGGAAGCUUCCCCUGCGUUCUGCGGCUGGUCCUCGCAGCGGAAGAAGCCCAACCAAGCAUCAUCGUAUCACGCUUUCCGCGGAUGCAGUUGACCUCAAGCCCAAAGAGCCACUCACUGCCCCUCUACCGGAUGAGAAAGAAAGCCCGAUUAGAGCGCCGAGCCCCCGCCGCAGCCCUUCGCACUCGCGCGGCAAAUCUACACCGAACCUCGAAGCUAUCUCGCCAGGCCCCUCUUCAGCACCAUCGACAUUCUCGUGGGACGAAAAGGAGGACGCACAGGACCCGGGCAAAUUCGGUCGAUUUCAUCUUCAGGGCGAUUCUCUGAAGCCGCCCCAACUGUAUGAGCCACCACCCCAAAGAGUAUCCGAACCCGAGGCGAGACCACAGACGUUGCUCGUUCCGUCAAUGCAGGCCUCUACCUCAUUCUUCCAGCCGCCACCGUCGCCAGGGUUCCCGCCGCCACCAUCGCCAGGGUUUCCCAUGCACCGUCACGAGUUGGGACCCCAGGAAAUGGGCUUCUCCAGUCUAAGCCUUGGAGUCAGCAAUUCUUUACCCCUACGAAACCAUCCGGGCGGACAUACAUUUCCCGACUUCCAAAUUGCAGCCGCCCCGCAAGACGAGGAUGCGCUGCUGUCCCCACGCGCUGAGAUCAUGACGGACAAUCCGAUCCACUCCAAGUUUGCUGAGGCGUCGAUGCCUGGCCUGCACUUCGUUGAGCAGCCGCCGACACCCAACGAAGGGCUCUUCUCACCACGGCAAACAAUGUUUCCUAGGGACCCUUUCAACCCUUAUGGACGUCCGGCCCAAAUAGCCGACCCUCGGAGCCCACCAACGCAAGGCGAGACCCCGAUUGUUCGUUCGAUCGACGACGUGUUAUAA
Microdochium trichocladiopsis is the source of this 2418-nucleotide messenger RNA. RefSeq lists its product as uncharacterized. The record is from RefSeq and is a predicted model, not a curated record. Bases 1 to 2418 code for a protein of 805 amino acids. Gene Ontology annotation, biological process: protein dephosphorylation; negative regulation of MAPK cascade. Gene Ontology annotation, cellular component: nucleus; cytoplasm; cytosol. The transcript has 2 exons. Lineage: Eukaryota; Fungi; Ascomycota; Sordariomycetes; Xylariales; Microdochiaceae. Gene Ontology annotation, molecular function: MAP kinase tyrosine/serine/threonine phosphatase activity; protein tyrosine/threonine phosphatase activity.